AUGGAUCCGAUAAAUCUCGCGGCGAUUGUGAAGCCCGAUUUAAUGCUCUUAGCGGAAGAGCUGGGUGUUAAAGUGGUCAAGGCCAUGAGAAAGCCCGAGAUCAUUAAGGCCAUUGAAGAUUGUGGCGAGGGCCGCGACGAAAUUUCCGAGUGUUGGAGCGAGGUGCAGAAGAGACGAAGGGAAGCGGAACUUCACGCGGCUCAAGAAGGGCUUCGCGUUGCUCGAGAAAAACUUGAGCUAGAAAUGCGUCAACGUAACUUUGACGCUGGUGAGGCCGUUGUGGUGGAUAACAGCUCGAAAAAGUUUGACAUGCGAGCCCUUUUGCAACCUUUUCGCGUCGGCGGAGACAUGGGUCUCUAUUUAGUAAAUUUCGAACGGGUUUGCGCUAAGAUGGGUCUUGUAGAGUCGAGCUGGCCUCAAAGGCUCUUGAGUUUACUGCCAGCGGAGGUGGCCGACGUUUUGGCCCGACUAGAUCCUACAGCAGCCGAUGACUACGCGUCCGUAAAGUCAUGCCUGCUGAGGAAGUUCAGGUUGUCGCCUGAAGCUUUUCGACAGAAAUUUCGAGAGACAAGGAAAGGACCGGACGAAAGUUACGCGGAGUUCGCUUAUAAGCUUAAAGGCUUUCUGGAAAGUUGGCUCCGUGGUGUCAACUCUUACGAGGAUCGUGAAAAGGUGCUGGAGCAGAUAGCACUAGAGCAGUUUCUCUCCUGUAUUCCGACAGGUCUAAAGGAGUGGAUUCAGGAUAGACCGGAAGUAGAAACGUUGCAAAAAGCUGCAGAUUACGCGGAUGAGUACUGCUCUAGGCACGGGAAGAAAGUUGUUGAAGAAAACCGUAGCUCAAACCGUUUCUACGAACGAUGCGGACCUCGCACGUUCGUGAAGAAAGGCGCCGAAAAGUGCAAAGAGAGUGAAGUACCGACAAAGGGAGUGUCUGAUUCAGACGAAAAGAAACGUAAAAUGAAGGCGUUCGAGGAGCGUAAACCAAUAGUGUGCUACAGGUGUAAACAGCCUGGUCAUGUCGCUUCUGGUUGCCGCGUCCCUAAAGUUGCUCCCGUUAAAUUGUGUCUGGGAGAAGCGGAGGACCUACUCAGGCCGUAUCUGUAUGACGUGAAAGUAAAUGGUAAAUUCUGCAAAGGUUUACGAGAUACCGGCGCCAUGCACGUAUGA
Ixodes scapularis (black-legged tick) is the source of this 1167-nucleotide messenger RNA. RefSeq lists its product as uncharacterized. The record is from RefSeq and is a predicted model, not a curated record. The transcript has a single exon. The coding region runs from base 1 to 1167 and encodes 388 amino acids. Gene Ontology annotation, molecular function: zinc ion binding; nucleic acid binding. Lineage: Eukaryota; Metazoa; Arthropoda; Arachnida; Ixodida; Ixodidae.